CGCGCGCCCCAUAACUCUGCUGCUGCAGCCUGAGGAGCGCGAGACACUCAGGCCCCGAAAAAAGAAAAAUUAGAGAAAAAAAUUGGAAAAAAUAAUAAACCAACAGAUCAAGAGGAGAAAGACCGGGAACGGUGGCGUGGGGCUCCCACGGGUGAAGAUAAUGAUGAGCAGUAUUGUCACCCACUCGGCCCCAGUCAUGGCAGGUGGGACUGGAUGAGAGCGUGAAGAUAGCAGACAGUUUUGGAGCCUGCAUCCCCUUAAACGUCGCCGCAAUAUCGAACCAGAGCCUGGAAGGCAAGGCAGCCACGGCCGAGUUUCAAUGGCAACGGCACCCUAGGGCUGCCAUGGCAGCAGCUGCCGCCGAUGCCUCACACCAUAUUGCCACACUGACGCUGGAGGACGAGGAACGACAAGGCGCCACCAAAGUGUUUGGAGGUCCCGCUGCAGGGAGGACGGAAAGAGAGACAGAGAACGAGAAAGAAAGGGAGAGGGAAGGGAGAGGCAGUGGGAACGAGUGUUUGGUGUGCGGUGCCCUCUUCAGCUCACAGGACAAGCUCCGGCUCCACGCGUUCUGUCACACAGGAGAGAAACCUUUCCACUGUUCCCAGCCCCAUUGCCUUAAGGCUUUCAGCUCCAAAUAUAAGCUCUUUAGGCAUAUGGCCACACACUCCCCACAGAAGACUCAUCAGUGCUCAUUCUGUGAAAAGAUGUUUCACCGCAAAGAUCACCUGAAAAACCAUCUGCAGACUCACGACCCCAACAAAGAGGCCUUUAAGUGCGAGGAGUGUGGCAAACACUAUAACACAAAGCUGGGCUACAAGCGCCACAUGGCCAUGCACUCAGCCACAGCCGGUGAUCUUACCUGUAAGGUGUGCUUGCAAAGCUAUGAGAGCACGCCUGCACUCUUGGAGCACCUCAAGAGCCACUCAGGCAAGUCUUCAGGUGGUGCCAAGGAGAAGAAACACCCCUGUGACCACUGUGAUCGUCGUUUUUACACACGAAAGGAUGUUCGACGACACAUGGUGGUUCACACUGGACGCAAAGACUUCCUGUGCCAGUACUGUGCCCAACGUUUCGGGCGGAAGGACCAUCUGACACGGCAUGUCAAGAAGAGCCACUCGCAGGAGUUGCUGAAGAUCAAGACAGAGUCUCCGGAUAUGUUGGGUUUACUUGGGUCUGGUUCUCCACCUUGUGCUGUGAAAGAAGAGAUAAGUCCUAUGAUGUGUAGCAUGGGACCUACCAAGGACUCGAUGAUGGCAAAGCCCUUCCAUAGUGCCACCACUUUCCCAAUGGGCAUGUACAACCCUCAUCAUCUCCAGGCCAUGUCCAAUCCGGGUGUGGGCCACCAUCACUCACUGGUUCCAGGGUCUUUAUCUACUGCUAUGGGGAUGGGUUGCCAUAUGGAGCCUCCAUCAUCACUGCACCAACAUCACCCACAUCAUCAUCACCACCAUCACCACCCUCACCAUCAUCACCACUCCCCACCUCCACACCAGCAGCAGACAACCCUGCAAAACCAGCAACAGCAGCACCCUCAGCCACCGCCCAAGUACCAGCUCGGAUCUACCUCAUACCUGCUGGAGAAGCCCCUGAAGGUGGAGAUGGAGAGUUUCCUGAUGGAUCUACAGAGUGGACUCCCAGUUCCUCCGCCACCCUCAACCAACCCCCACUCAGCAGCUUCGCCCAAUAAGGAGGGUAUGGAACCUCCGGCGGGACUGUCGGAUGAACUUUGCGGGGACCCCCUCAUGUCCAAGAGCCCCGCUGUCAUUGCUGAAUCUUUGUGUGCUGCUAACAUGGACUUUUCUCAUCUGCUGAGCUUUGUUCCACUCAGUCUGCAACCCUACGGUGCCCCCAUGAGUUCAGGAGGACUGGUCAUGGGUUACUCCACAUCCUCCACCGUUUCUUCCUCUUCUUCCUCAUCGUUGUCAGCAUCUUCGCAUGCUGCUGAACCACAUGCUGCCACAGCCACAGCUGCAGUGCCUCUUACCUCUUUGCAACCUCAACCUCAGGAGCAACCAGGCUCCGGUGGGGGUCUCGGUCUUGGGUCUCUGCACCCAUUCCCACCAGUGUUCAGCUCUAGCCUCAGUACGACCACUCUGCCUCGCUUUCACCAGGCCUUUCAAUGAGGUCCCCACCCCAACCUGGCCUGCCACUGGGGCUCAGGGCAGAGGAGCAUUAGUGCUCCCCCUAGGGGUGGGGAGGUAGAACACUUGAACACAUAGAAGCCUUAACAAAAGCGCACAACAGCUUUGUAAUGAGCCUGGAGGAAAGCAAGCAUAUGAAAUAUCAUGGAGCUUUUAUUUAGGCUGUCUAUUAGCUAUGAUUUUUUAAUACCCUUUUGAACCUCUCCCACCAUCCCCUCUCCUACAAUUUUGUAGUUAGACAGCAGCAUCAUAGGCCACAAGGCAUGGUACUGCAUACUUUAUAAAGUAAUAAUAUUAGUAGAAAAAGGAAAAGAUUAAUGUAGAAAAGAUAAUCUGUCUUUGAGACUCUGAAAGAUUAGUUUGAAGUGAUAUAUGAAUUUUGUUUUCUUUUCCAAAUGUGAGGCCUGACUUUGCUAUAUUAUCUCUAUUCUAUUAAGAUUCUAAGUCAGGUAAUAGCUGGUUGCCCUUAAACUAAAACCGUCUUCAUGGCCAGGAGUGGAAGAAUUAGUGAAGGAACGAAGGAGUGAAAUUGGUUAUUCCAAAUUUUGUUGUUUAUUACUUAAUAUCUGGCUCAGUCAAAUCAUUAUUAUUACAGAUUCACAUAUGGAUUUCAAAAGCAGUUUAAAAACAAAUACUCUGUACCUGAUUAGAUGAAAAUAUCUAAAAAUGUGUUCUUCCAACGUUUUUGUGUUGAUAAUACAAAUUUACACUUGUUGGAAUGGUCAGUACCUAGUUUUUAUGUGAAAGAAGCAGAGGGACUGAAAAUAGAAAGGCAAAGAGGGUAAAAAAAACUGCACAAUUUGUUCAUUUGGUACAAUGUAAUCACUGACAGAACUAAAGCAAAAUACAUUUUACGUUAUCUUACAGGUUUACAAUUUUUCUCAAAAGAAGCACUUUGUUUACAGCAGAAGGCACUUGACCUCUUUGGGUUGCCAAGGUGACCCACUGAAAUCCCCUCCCUUUCCCCACUCUACCUUCAUGCUUCCUGAAAAGACACUGCCAUUAGACACACACACAAACACACAGUUUAAACAACCCAAGUACCUUUGAAUACUCCACAGCAAUACGAGUCUCAAGAUGGUUUUCUUCCUUCCAGCACUAAUUUUAAGUCUCCGUGGCAACAAUAUCCCACCAGAUCAUGAUAUAAAUAUAUGUAUUUUAAGAAAAAAAAGUAUUUUAGGUAGGUUUUUAUUUUAGAGAGAUACAUUGUAAUGAUAACCCUGGUAUAUGUGAAUGGAAAAAAGACAAAACAAAAACAAGAUUUUUUUUUGCAGUGUACGAAGUACCACAUCAAAAAUAUAUAUUAUAAUUGCUUCUUUUUCAGUACAUUUUGUAAUUUAGAUAGUUGUAUUAAAAAAUUGCUGAUGGAUUUAAAAAAAAGUCUAGCAAGUUUACAGAAUUAUGUAUCUUGCAUCUUAUUGAACAAAAUGGAUGAAGUAUUAGCUUUUCCCUAUAGCUUUUCCUGUUCCUUGUUUUUCCAUUUGAGUCAAAGGAGAUGAAUAAGAUGGGAUUUUACCUGCAUAUACUAGACUAAUAGUGGCAUAAUCCAGUAGAAUGGACUAGUCUUUAAUCUUUAGAGCAUGAACUAGAUGCCCAUAAUGUGAUCCAGGUUUCAGUUUGCGUAUUUUGUUCUCAGUGAUCGAUCAGACCUGACUCAUGCUGUCUAUUUGUGUGUACAGUUUUUAACCUCCACGAUCAUAUACACCAUCGCACUGAAAUGUCUGAAACCGCAAUUCCAGUUGCUGUAGGUUCAGUUUAAUAUUACGAAAACAGGAAAUUUGAGGGGUUUUGUCAUACAGUCUCUUACAAGUUGCCAUUUCCCAGCAAGUGGACUGCAUAAGUUCUUACCAAAUAAUCAUUCAUUACCAAUGGCCAUGUGAGGAAGAGUUGUGUGCAAAGAAACAGAUGAUGAUCAACGUACCAGCAGUGAAAGCAGUGCCUCAUACAAAACAGAUGUAUUUUUCUCUCUCUUUCUCUUCACCUCAUCCCUUUGGCUAAAUCUAUUCUGUGUCCACAUCUGUGUUUAUAGUGAAUGUGAAUAUCUCACAAGCAGGAAAGACCAUAGAAAGGUAAAAGGCCACAUCGCAAAACUAAGACAAAACAAUAUUAUGCUGCUCUUUGUGCUGUGGUUGCCAGCAACCAUAGACCACUCUGGAAACAUUUUAAAAUGAUCUUUUAGCAGAAAACAUGCACAGUAGUACACGUGAACUGUUUGUCCGUUUUCUCUGUUCUUCAGCUGCUUUGAUUCGAAUGAACAUUUUAUGAAAAGGGUCUGAAAAGAGACACAAAGAAGUCACCAGCCUGGGCUUUGACAUUCAAAGCAUGGGACAUUUGAUUGGGAUAUUGCCUAGUCGUUUUGUCAUUAUAUUAUUUUCUGUUUGUUGAAACAGGACCUCAAAACAACACAACGCAUCACCUCAUUUAUUUUUAUUUAUUUUUGUUUUUCAUACCAAAAACCUGGGGAGAAGAAACUUAUUUUUGCACAAUUGCUAUCUGAAGAAUAAUCGAGUUAGUGUUAGUGUUUUUGCUAGAAAUAAUUGAUUCAUAAGAACGCCUAGUGAGUUUUCUCUACAUCCUGCUCUGUUAGUGGGCUGAUAUUGAUUAAUAGGCAUUCGUGGAUUUUUUGGGCAUUUUAACAAUAAUUAAAAUAAUAAUAAUAAUAAUUUAAGGUCAUUUAAAAUGAAUUUGACUAUUUAAAAAAAUUGAAUUGAACGUACUGUCAUAGUUUGGCUUGAAGCUAUCAAAAUGUAUCAUUUAUCACUUAUUUCUAAGAAAUAGGAAGAUAUAUGUUUAACAAUAAAAGAAGGCUUUUGGCAAUUUUUAAGUUUGUCCUCCCCAGGUUUUCUGUGAGCUGAUCUGAAUUCUAGCACUUUUAAACCUUUAAAAAGAGUAUUUUUCAGCCUUGUAUGUUUGUAUGUUUUUAAUUUUGUAUUUGAUCUUGUAUGUGCCAUUAGUUUGAUGCGUAGAGUUUAUUAAUCUUUAUGUAAUUGUUGUUUUUCUCCUUUCCCAAAAGAGUAACAGUAUUUUAGAUAGAUUUUCACUAAUAUUAACAGCAUUGGCCCUUUUGCCAUGCUGUCUUGUCAUACAUUUGAGGAAGUCAUUUAAUCUUAAAAUAGAUGUUAGAGUAACAUGCUCCGAAGCAUUCUCUGUGUCUGAAUUCUGAUAAAAUCAUUGCCACAAACAAACGGAAAAAAAAUAAAGUUUCCAGCUCCAUCUAUAACUGAGGUGUUUUCAACUGGUGUGAAAUUGUUCCCAGCUCUCUGCCCCCAGAAAAGCACUUUUGGUUCAAAUGAAGUUUUAUAUAAUAACUGCCUGGAUAGUUGGAACUCAGCAUCUUGCUUGCUUUUUUUUUUUAACCAGCAACAUUCUGCAACACAGACAGAUUAAGCAAGUUAAAUUGACCUUUUCCUCUCUUGUUAAGAUGCACUUGUCCUUUACGCCCCAAAUACUAACAAAAAUAUUAAGGGAAAUUAUUAGGUAACCAAGCUAGGGUAAAACAAAACAAUCUGACUUUUAAGAAAAGGAAAAAUGAUUCAAUAAAAUGCUCUUUCGGCUUAUAGUGAGAAAAUGGGUACGUCCGCAGAGGACAAAAUCCACUUGUAGUUUGAUAUACUUUAGCUUAAUGUAAGUCUUGCAUUCCAAGCUUUUUAUGUAACUUGUUUAGCAAUAUAGUCGUUCUAUUUUUAGUACUUGCUUAUUACAACGACUUCUGGAAAAAAAGGUGAAAACAAAAAAAAAAUGGAAUAUUCAUCCUUACACUAUUUUAUGUAACAUGGAGAAGAUGAUUGACGGGACGAAUUGUACAAAAGAAAUGCAUAAAGGAGACAAACUGUGCUUUUUUUGUUACACAGCUCACCUGCGGUCAGUUGCUGCAUUGUAAAGUUGACAGAUUUGUAUAUUGGUUGAUCCAAAGAGAUGACAUUACAACAAACCUAUUUACUUAUUGUACAGUACAUUGUACCAUUUGACUUAUGUAUGUUAUGUUAAAAUGAUUAAAAGAUGAACCCACGGUUUCUUA
This is a messenger RNA of Cyprinus carpio (common carp), 6162 nucleotides long. RefSeq names its product zinc finger protein PLAGL2-like. Gene Ontology annotation, molecular function: RNA polymerase II cis-regulatory region sequence-specific DNA binding; DNA-binding transcription factor activity. Lineage: Eukaryota; Metazoa; Chordata; Actinopteri; Cypriniformes; Cyprinidae. The record is from RefSeq and is a predicted model, not a curated record. Gene Ontology annotation, biological process: regulation of transcription by RNA polymerase II.